This is a messenger RNA of Lachancea fermentati, 2661 nucleotides long. The record is from the annotation of a GenBank genome assembly. Lineage: Eukaryota; Fungi; Ascomycota; Saccharomycetes; Saccharomycetales; Saccharomycetaceae.
AUGGAGACGAUAGACAUCCAAAACAAGUCAUUCGUCGUGCGUUGGCUGUAUGUGAAACGUGGCGAUACAAUAUCGUAUCAAUUGAAGCCAUUGAAGCGUUCAGUGGAUGUCGGCAUAUAUAAGCGACAGAGUACACUCCACGACGAGGUUUUUGAAAGAGGCAACGGAACUCCUGAGAAAAAUGGAUCUUCAAAUGGUCAUGGAAUAAGUUCAGGAAAUGUACACAUCGCACCAGACACGAGAACACUCAUUGAUUACGCGUUGAACAGAAGCACGUCUUCUUUUGAAGAAGCGACGCGACACCGUUCCAAGUCCAUUGCAGACGUGCAGCACCAUGCACAGGAAAUUCCUCUAGAGGUGAAGCUCACGGCUCAAGGUUUCACUCUUGUCCAGCGACUUGGAACUAUAGCAGGUAAUGAAUUGAUAGAAGGUACGAUACAAGCAGAUGAGGACGGGUACUACGCGUUUAUUUUAGACAAUACCGCGUCGAAGACGGUAAAGAAGAAGAUCCUAGUUAGUGUCGCUAACAAGACACAGGAUAUGCAUGCUCCUGUUCAUAGAGCGCGCUCACAUUUAAUCCGAGUAAAGCAAGGCCGCAUUCUACAAGGGUAUUUACUCAAGAAAAGAAGAAAGAAGCUACAAGGCUUUACCAAACGAUAUUUCAAAUUGGAUUUCAAGUACAAAACACUCUCCUACUACUUAAAUGAGCAUAACAAUGUUUGUCGCGGCGAAGUCGUGAUUACACUGGCCUCCGUUAGUGCAAAUAAAAUGACUAGACUUAUAGUUAUAGAUUCGGGGAUGGAAAUAUGGGUAUUAAAAGCUAGAGACGAAUCUACAUGGCAGGAAUGGAUUAUGGCACUACAAGAUUGUUUCAAAGAUGCAGUGGCGCCAAAGAAGGAGAUUGCAGAACCAUCAUUGGAUCCAUCCAAUUUCCGUGCAAGCCUUCAAUUGAUCGAGCAAAAACUGGAAAGUUGCAAACUCCAAUCUCUAUCCUAUUUCCCGCCCACUUCAGAAUUUAAGGUAUCGAAAUCAAGUCACAACAGUGGUGGGACUCCAAGUCCUGUUUCUCGAUCACCAUCCUUUUCGUCUCUCUCAAAUAUUUUCACUAAGCAUAAGACAGGAUCGCAAGAAACCGUCAAUAAACCCAAGGAUACAGCUCAAGAUUUUCCAACACAAAGUAGCCCCUAUGAGCAUGACCUGUACAAGAAGCUAGAAGAGGUUGAAAAACUUGUUCGUUACUGGGCUGAUUAUAGCAUGGGUGUUUUGCAAUCAACAGCGCGUUCUACUAGCCCCUCAAUUAUGAGUGAAAAUGAAUAUUAUGAUGCAAUUGAUGACAAUUUAGACGACGACAUUAACGAAGGGGUGAUUAUGUUGAAUGACGAAGAAGGUGUGAAUGCCCUGCUUUUAUCACAAUCACCAUUUACAGAAAAAAAUGAAGACAACUAUAACGAUGAUGAUGACUCCUCUAAAUUUGACCCUACAAUAGUUCAAACUAGUCAGCCAGUUAGUGCUGGUGGUGAUUUAUAUCCGCUUCCUUGGAAUCAUAAGGUUCACCGCCGUGAUGACGUACCGGCAGCUUCAACUCAACCACCGAGCCUUUUUUCAUUUCUCAGAAAAAAUGUCGGAAAGGACUUGACAUCUAUUUCUAUGCCAAUUACAUCUAAUGAACCGAUUACGAUUUUACAAAUGCUUUCUGAAACUUUCGAAUACACCGAACUUUUAAAUAAAGCAGCCUCGACUGACGAUGACAUCGAUCGACUUGCACUGGUUGCCGCAUUUGCUUGCUCAUACUUGUCUAUGCAUCGGCAUAAGGUUCGUGCUUUACGAAAGCCAUUUAAUCCACUUCUUGGUGAGACAUUUGAAUUAGUUAGAGAGGACAAAGGUGUCCGCUUGAUAGCCGAAAAAGUCUCUCACAAACCGCAAAUAUUUGCUUUUCACGUGGACCAUUCGCAGUGGGAGGUUUCCUAUGUUGUUUCACCAGUUCAGAAGUUCUGGGGCAAAUCGAUAGAGUUCUUCAAUGAAGGUCAAAUAAAGGUUGUCAUGAAGUCAAGUGGAGAAUGCUACGUCUGGUCUCAACCUACAACUAUUUUGAAAAAUCUUUUUGCAGGGGAGAGAUACAUCGAACCUACAAAUCAAAUGGAGAUAGUUUCAUCGCUUGACUGCAAAGCAAGAGUAACUUUCAAGGCGGGUGGCAUGUUUAGCGGUCGUUCAGAAGAUGUAUCGAUCGCCCUACACAAGGGCAACAAGCAACUUGGUCUUUUGAAAGGUCAAUGGACAAAUAGCAUCGUCAACACGAAAACAGGACAAACAAUUUGGAAAACUGGCGAGCUUGUGCCUGAGCCAGAGAAGAAAUAUGGUUUUACAAAGUUUACUGCCGAUUUGAAUCAAAUUACCGAGAUCGAGCAAGGUCAUAUCCCACCAACAGAUUCUCGAUUAAGACCCGAUUUACGUCUAUACGAAGACGGUAAUGUAGAGGAAGCAGAAGCUUUAAAAUUGAAACUUGAACAAGACCAACGUGAAAGACGCCAAAAUAGUCAAGAUGUUAAACCGCAAUACUUUGAGCGUGUAUCUGAUACUCAAUGGAAGUUUAUCGAGGGUCAGCGUGGAUACUGGGAGAGAAGACGGAUUAAAGAAUGGGAUGGUCUGGUACCCUUAUGGUGA